This is a messenger RNA of Tremella mesenterica DSM 1558, 1517 nucleotides long. RefSeq lists its product as uncharacterized. The transcript has 9 exons. Gene Ontology annotation, biological process: response to oxidative stress. Gene Ontology annotation, cellular component: cytoplasm. The record is from RefSeq and is a predicted model, not a curated record. Lineage: Eukaryota; Fungi; Basidiomycota; Tremellomycetes; Tremellales; Tremellaceae. The coding region runs from base 177 to 1430 and encodes 417 amino acids.
CACAUUGAUCAUCCUACUUUCAUCUUGAUCAUCAUCUCACCACAGUAGUAUUGACAAAGUUACAUAUCCAGCUGUCUACCUUGCCACUCGUCCACUUUUCAAACUUAUUUCUUCCUGCCCUCUGCACCCUUGCAUCCGAACACCUACCCCUCAAGGAAGCAGUAAAGGUCAGAAUCAUGUCAUGGUUCAGCGUUACCGACCCUGACGCGGCUCCUGCGUCAAACUUUCAUCCCGUCACUUCCACCUUGACGGGCUAUGGACCUCUUACCGAUCAGGACACUGCCUGGGAUUGUUCUACCCAUAAAGGGUUCAGAAGCGAGACGCAGAUAUGGUAUACCAUCUUGACGGAUGGUAGCUGGGUCAUGGUACAGAUUAUCUGGUCCUAUCUUGGACUGUUUUUGGUCCCUGCCACUUGCCAAAUGACUUUCAAGAUUUACAAUCCCCAUGCGAAGAAAGCUGUUUGGAAAUCGAUCAGUGCUUCGGGCUUCAAACCUAAUGGUCGCUCAUGCAAGUCUGAUCAUUUUGACAUCAAACAUACUGGUGCUGCCAGUGGAGAAGAGUCGUACCAUAUUGUGGCUCAUUUGGACAAACAUGUCCAAUUCGACUUGGUCUUCCGGAGACCGGCAGAAGCACCGGGAGUCAAAUUUGGCGCUGGGGAGAUGGGAGGUAUUUCGACUUUUGGCAAGGACAAGGAGGAUGGCAUCGCAUUGCACCGUUUCCUCCCUCUCAUGUACAGCUCAGGGACGUUCACCUUAGAUGGAAAGGUCGUGGAUGCUAAAGGAGACGGCAUGUUCGUUCGUGCCAUCCAAGGCAUGCGACCAGACUCUCUUGCUACGAGAUGGAAUUUUGCUUUCUUUACUACUGGCGGUGGCAUCGAGGAGGGUCCCCUCGGGGGCGUGAGAGCGAUUCAGAUGGAGUUUGAAACUACUGACGCAUACGGUCCCAAAGGUCAUAAGUCAGGUCGGACCAAAGUCAACGUUGGGGUUGUCACCAUAACCUCGCUCCCUUCCCCUCUAAUCGUUGUCGGUCAAACCCAUCACGCCUCUUCUGACGCCUUUCCCAGGUUGUCCAAAGAUAUCUCCGCUGCCACACAUCUCGGUGUGGUCAAAGACAAGGACACAGGUUACUACGCCCCGACCGGUAUCUCGUUUGUGUGGGAAGGUGACAGAGUGGACGGAAAGGGUCGAGCAGGUGCGAAAGUGGUGCAGGAGAAGGCAGGUGCUACCGUCGGUGAAGGAGGCUUGAUAGAGAAGGUCGACGUGCUGGGUGAAAUCCCACUUUUGAUCCGUAAAGGUUUGGCAGCGGUGACAGGGACGAAACCUUACAUCUUCCAGUAUCAAAACCCCGCCACGCUGGAAGUGACAUUGGAUGGCGAGACCACACCUGUCAAAGGGUGGUUGUUUGACGAAGCGACGUUUAUCUCGGACUGAGCGAGUGAAUUGAAAGCAGAGAGGAACCAAUGUACAUAGUGUCCAGUCUAAUUAUUUAAUGCAUCGUCGUGUCGACUACGAGUACUC